GGUGGGGAGUGGGCGGGCGGUGGGAGCUCGAGAGGUGGGCGGCUGUUUGCUCGGUGACGCGGCGCUUGUUAACGCGUCCCUCUCGACGCGGGUGUAAGUGUACAGCGCUGUGGACGAGGCCGUUGCUGGUUGCAGCCCUUCCUCCACCCGACCGGGCAAGUCUUUCUAUAUCUCAACAUUUUGCUGCAAGAAUGACGAAAUGUGGGUUAAUCGAGUUCCAGGCAGAUAUGAACGAGAAGCUGGAAAUUGCCAUGAAAGAGGAGCUUGAUAAAAUACUGGCAAGUGCUCCAGGGAGUGAGGCAGAGGACAUAAAGAAAAAUUUUGAGAGAUUCCAGCAACUGUUUCACCGAUUUUUGGAAAAGAAGGGACCCUCCGUAGAAUGGGAAAAAAUUCAAAAAGCACCAGAAGAUUCUAUUCUGUCUUAUGAUAAAAUGAAAGCCAGACAGUUGCCUGAAAAUGUUGCCUCACUCUUGAAAAAACUGGUAGUCGUAAAACUGAAUGGAGGUCUUGGUACCAGCAUGGGCUGCAAAGGUCCCAAAAGUCUUAUUGGUGUUCGUAAUGAAAAUACAUUUCUGGACCUUACAGUUCUACAGAUUGAGCAUUUGAACAAAACAUAUGAUACAGAUGUUCCAUUAGUCUUAAUGAAUUCGUUCAACACUGCUGAGGAUACUAAGAAGAUAUUACAGAAAUAUAGUAACUGUCGUGUGAAAAUCCAUAUUUUCAACCAAAGCAGGUACCCAAGAAUCAACAAGGAGUCUUUGCUUCCUGUGGCUACGAAUGCAUCUGGCACUGGGGAAAAUGCAGAAGCCUGGUACCCACCAGGUCAUGGUGACGUCUAUGCCAGCUUCCACCACUCUGGUCUGUUGGAUAAGUUUUUGAAUGAGACAAAGGAAUAUAUUUUUGUGUCAAACAUAGAUAACCUUGGAGCAACAGUUGACCUGCACAUUCUCCAUCAUCUUUUGGAUCCACCAAAUGGAAAACCCUGUGAGUUUGUUAUGGAAGUUACUGACAAGACAAGAGCAGACGUGAAGGGUGGUACCCUCACUCAAUAUGAUGGCAAGCUAAGAUUGCUGGAAAUCGCUCAAGUGCCUAAAGCACAUGUGGAUGAGUUCAAGUCGGUCUCCAAGUUCAAGAUCUUCAACACUAACAACUUAUGGAUUUCCUUGGCUGCAAUCAAAAGGCUGCAAGAGCAUAAUGAAAUUGAUAUGGAAAUAAUUGUCAACCCAAAGACCUUGGACGAUGGUCUAAAUGUGAUACAGCUCGAAACAGCUGUGGGUGCUGCUAUUAAGGCCUUUGACAAUGCAUUGGGUGUUAAUGUGCCACGUAGCCGUUUCUUGCCUGUUAAAACCACUUCUGACCUACUGCUGGUGAUGUCUAACUUGUACAGUCUGGAUGCAGGAUCCCUGAUGAUGAGCAAGAAGAGAGAAUUUCGAACUGUGCCUCUGGUGAAACUGGGCAGAUCUUUUACUAAGGUUCAGGAUUACCUGAGCAGGUUUGAAAAUAUACCAGAUAUGCUUGAACUGGAUCACCUUACUGUUUCAGGAGAUGUCACUUUUGGCAAGAACGUUGCAUUGAAGGGAACGGUUAUAAUAAUUGCAAAUCAUGGAGACAGGAUCGACAUCCCUCGAGGUGCAGUUUUGGAAAACAAGAUUGUUUCGGGGAAUCUACGGAUUCUGGACCACUGAAAACAAAGGCCAUCCUGAUCCUAAACUAUUAUUUCUAUUAUCAUGAGGACUGUUUAAGCUAAUAUUAAUAUUCAUACCUAGUUUUAUGUCCACUUAAUGCUUGUAGUAAAUGCUUGGUUCAGGCGUGGAAACAGUACUUUCAGAACAGUUAAUUGCUUACUGUAUUAAAAUUGUACAUUACCACUUUUUGUGGCAGUCGUAAGGCAAUAUCUCGUAAUUAAUCCCGAGUACUAAAGUAGCAUUUCUAUACCAAAGUCAACCAUUUUGUUCCCAAAAAUAUGAAUGGAACUAAUUCUCUUCAAUUUUUAAAAAGUAUAUCAAAUUAUAAAUGUUUGCUUCAGCAGUUACAAGCAAAGUUGAGUGUCUUUUGAAUACCAAAACGUGUUCAUUACUUAAAGGAUUGGAGUGUUCUGUAACUGUUCUGAGCCAUUGCUGACUUGAUAGUCACUUAAUGAUCUUUAAUAAAACAAAGUGCAAUUGAA
Messenger RNA from Callorhinchus milii (elephant shark), 2167 nucleotides. It is a transcript of the gene ugp2b, whose product is annotated as UDP-glucose pyrophosphorylase 2b. NCBI's taxonomy places the organism in Eukaryota, Metazoa, Chordata, Chondrichthyes, Chimaeriformes, Callorhinchidae. The transcript has 10 exons. The coding region runs from base 192 to 1685 and encodes 497 amino acids. Gene Ontology annotation, molecular function: UTP:glucose-1-phosphate uridylyltransferase activity. The record is from RefSeq and is a predicted model, not a curated record. Gene Ontology annotation, cellular component: cytoplasm. Gene Ontology annotation, biological process: glycogen metabolic process; UDP-alpha-D-glucose metabolic process.